AUGGAUCUUAUCAUAACUCUCUUCUGUACUCUGGGAAUAAUUUGUGCAUUUAUCACUAUAUUGCUCAACAUGAAUUUGGUGCUGAGAAUUGUUUUAAAUUCAUCUAAACGAAAAUUCGACAUGCAUUUUCUAUUAUCGUUUCAUUGUGGACAUAUUUUUUGGAACUUGUUUACUUUUUUACAUCGUGUUUAUACUUCUAUCAAUGGAAGCUCCCGGAUUUAUGUUCCAAUAUCGCAGUUUGAUUGUCUAUUUGGCACUUCCCUGGUCACACAUUGCGGCGUGUAGAUCUAUAAUUGCACUAACAAUAUCCAUCGAAAGAUUCUUCGCGGCAUACUUCCCAAUUCUCUAUCAUCAGAAACGGAGCAGGGUGCUGAACUGGCCAGUUUCCUUAAUAGGUGUGUGCUUCGGGUUGUCCGAAGAGUUUCUGCUAUUUGGUUUUUGUUCAUAUAAUAUGGAAAUUCCACCAACCUGUCGAGUUUUCGGGUGUGCAAUGAACAAGUGCUUCUACAACUUUUGGACUAUUCAUCGGAGUGUAAUAUUUUCACUCAUAAUAUCAUUUUCCAUCUUGCUCUCAACACGAUUAUUUAUCUGGAAUGUAGUGAAACAUAAGAACACUAAUAAUCAACUUUCAAAAGCAAAUCGUCUAGCUCUACUUGACACUUGCACGGUGCUCAUAUUUGAUUUUCUUCCAUCUUUUUGCGGCAACAUGUGGCCCAUUGCACCAAUGUUUUCGUUUGAUUACAUCGGACCGUACAACGCAGUGUUGAAAGUAACCGGAUGCGCAAUCGAGGCAAUAGUUGUUACUUUGGUUUUAAUAUUGAGAAGAUCAGAUAAUUUCCCAAGAAUUCGGCAAGCAACAUUUGUGAAAAGUUGAAA
Caenorhabditis elegans is the source of this 876-nucleotide messenger RNA. The record is from the annotation of a RefSeq genome assembly. Lineage: Eukaryota; Metazoa; Nematoda; Chromadorea; Rhabditida; Rhabditidae.